This is a messenger RNA of Brassicogethes aeneus, 1969 nucleotides long. Lineage: Eukaryota; Metazoa; Arthropoda; Insecta; Coleoptera; Nitidulidae. The record is from the annotation of a GenBank genome assembly.
ACUUUAAUUAUGAAGUGACCGAAGAAACCUGAUAAGAAAUUAUGCCUCAUAUAUGAUAUUUAAUCGAUUUACUGCAACUUUAUACAAACAAAAUGUCUCUCAAUCAUUGGAAGAUAUUUUUGCAACUAAAAGACCACAUAUCUAAAUUAACUAACGAUAAAACGAUGCAAAUUAACUUCAGCAAAGAUUUGGUUAACGUGUUACAAAAAUUACCGCCUUCUUAUUACACUAAAGAACUAAUAAAGUUGUUUGAAACUCAAACAAAUCCACCUAAAGAACAAAAAGAAAACGAAGCCAAAGAAAGUAGUAGUAAUUACAUACCAACGGUGAUAAAAGGUAUUAAAGAUAAAAUUGGGGUGGCAAAGGAGGAAAAACCUAAAAUUAUUAUACCAAAAUGGAAACAGCAAUCAAGUAGCAUUCAAGCAUCUGUGUUCAAUAAAACGCGGCAUAUUAUUUUAUCCAUUCAAUUAUCUGAUUCGGAACACUCAAUUCAACAUUUAAUUCGUUCUUUGUUGGAUCAUAUUGAAGAAUACCCAGAAGCCAGGGGCAAAGCUGUCAAAUUGGGGGCUAUUCGGUUAUUUCUGCGACUGCGAAAAACGACAACAAACGAAAGUAUGUUGGAGUCAAUCCAUGAAGGGUUAUCUUCACUUGGGUAUGCAAAUCCUGUGCCGAAAAAGGGAAUACGAAUUUUGGCAAUUGAUGGAGGUGGCAUAAGGGGGCUUUUGGUUAUCGAAAUGAUAAAAAAAUUGGAGGAGUUAACUGGGAAACGCGUCCACGAAUUAUUUGACUUUUUUUGUGGGGUCAGCACGGGCUCUAUAUUAGCCUACUCAAUGGCUAUUCAUCAUAGACCCUUGGAGUCUAUAUCGGAACAAUAUGAAUGUAUAAGCAAGGAAGUAUUUCAACAAUCUGCAUUGUGGGGCACAGGAAAUUUAGUUUGGACCCAUUCCUACUACGAAACUGCCCUGUGGGAACAAAAAUUAAAAGAUCAUUUGGGAGAUCACAAGCUCAUAGAUUCAGCUAGGAAUCCCAAUUGCCCAAAAAUUUGCACCGUUUCUGCAGUCGUCAACCAGACUAGACUUUCAGCCUAUCUAUUUAGAAACUAUUCUUUACCUUGGCGCUACCAUUCGGAAUAUUUGGGAAGCAGCCACCAUGAAGUGUGGCAAGCCGCUAGGGCUUCAUCGGCAGCCCCUACCUAUUUUGACGAGUUUAAGUUGGGAAAUCUGAUUCAUCAAGAUGGUGGUAUUUUGGUGAAUAACCCUACAGCUAUAGCUUUACAUGAAGUUAAGCUGCUAUGGCCUGAUACUCCGAUACAGUGUAUUGUGUCUUUUGGCACUGGAAGGUCGGUUUUGUCGACGUCCGAUUUUAUAACGGCUCCACAGUCAGCUAACACCACCUCAUGGGCUAAUAAAUUUUACAAAAUAUUGGAUAGUGCCACUGAUACAGAAGCUGUCCACACAAUUUUAAAUGAUCUACUACCGCCCAACAUUUACUAUCGUUUCAAUCCGUACCUAACUGAAAUGAUAUCGAUGGUCGAAACUGACUCAAAAAAAUUGCAACAGUUAAAAAGAGACGCUCUGAUGUACUUGAGAAGAAACGAGGAUAAAUUUCAAGAGGCAGCUUGCGCUUUGACAAUGGAAAAAUCGUAUAUGCAAAAGUUAAAGGAUUAUAUCAAUUUACAAAGAGACAUUCACGGUAUAUGAAUGAAAAUGUUUUUAAGGUUAGUAUGAUCUUUUAUGAUAUUUAAAUUAAUCUCUAUAUAGUAGACAAAUAUGCUAUCUAACUAUUUAUUACCUUUUAAAAUGAAAUUAAGUAUUUAUUGUUAUUCUAAUUUUUUAGCUAUUAUGCUUUUUGUAUUUUUUUUUUUAGAUAAUUUUACCUUAGGUCAAUUUUAUUGUAAUUACUUAUUUAUGGGUAUUAUAAUUGUGAUAUAACUUUUUGACAGUUAAUAAAUAUAAUUUAUUGCAACUAA